AUUGGUCACUAUGGUGCGGUAGAUGGCGACUUCCAAGUUGCGCGGGUAGUAGAUACGUUCUUCAUGUCUCUCCUAAAAUUAUAUAUCUGGGAACCAUGUCUGACCCCAACAACACUUUCCACUGGAUUGCCAACUCUUGCCAAGCUGCGAGACCACACAGCCUCCCCCAAUUACUGCCACAGAACGAUUUGACUGAGUAGCCAAGAGUUGACCUGUGGAAUCUAACCAUGUCUGCCACGUGGGCACAAUCGUACCGCACCUCAUGCGAGCGAUGCCGGUCGCAGAAAUUGAGGUGUGUCCCGUCUCUCAACGGGGAUUGCCAACGGUGCAUGCGCGCUCGAAUGCCUUGUGUGUUCAGCCGCCGAGCUCGCAGUGGACGCCAGCCGAAGAGGGUGAACCAUGCGGAAGGUACUCCACCUACCGAUUCAUCAGGAUCCAGCGCGGAUGAUCCUCUGGCGUCGAUCAUCCGUGUGGAUCCCCUGACAGAUCCUUCACUGGGCACGAUCUUCGCUGAGAACCUUCUUGAUCAUUCGGGAACUACACCAGUCCUACCUGUCCAUAUGCCGUAUCCGGGAUGGAAAGCAGGCUGGUGGUAUGCGUCUGAAUCGCCGGGCUCAGAUUUUGAUCUGGACAAAGCCGCAAACCUGUUAGAUCAGCAGAAUUUCGACCACGGCGACAUGAGCCACUCUAAGGCAGUGCCCAGCAUAUCCAGCUCAGACCCGUUAGGCGACAGCCAAACGUCAUCCGCUCAAGUUCACGGCCUCUCUUCGAUCCUAGUCGCAAUGACCAACUAUAAAGGUGACCUUCACUACUACCGCACAACAACCAUCGACUCAAAGCACAAUAGCAGCAGCAGCAUCUACGACUAUCCGAUCGGUGGGGCAACAUCCCUGGCACAGUCCCUCAGGGAGCUCGUAUCGAGGCAGACAUGGCAGCACAGCGAGAUUUCUCAUCAAAACCCCGCGCUGGAGAAAACAAUCGACACUCCCACACUGCUGCUGAUGCUUUCAUGCUACAUCUCACUGAUCAACAUCUACGACACAGUGAUCUGCGACCUGCAAAGGCUUUUAGCGCUUCUUCCCGCUGCAACGUUAUCAAGACCGGAAUCACAAUGGGGACUGCGACUCGGAGAUCUGCCGCUCACUAAUGAUGGAUGUGUACGCACACUAAAUGCCGUUCAGAUAUUGCUGGAUGCCUUAAAUGCCAUCGAGAACGAUCUUGAGCAUGUAAAAGACCUCAACGACAACAUGUUAGAGUCCUUGUUGAGAAGGGACAUCAGCACUGGUACGACAUUCGAGAAGGGGAUAAGUAGCGGUCUUCGGGUGAAGAUUGAACAGUUACAAGGCAAGUUAAAGCAUAAUUUAAAUUUAUAGUGGAUCAACUCUCUAGAUAAACACGAGAUGCGAUCUGGACGUUGGUAUCUUUGAACGUUUCAUGAUUCGAUGUGCCACAUGUCCAUGGGUUGGGAAUCAAGGUGAUAUGUAAAGUAACAAACACCACAAACGGCCUCCAUCUACUAUGUCCUUCCAACAUUCUAUGAUUCCACCGACCCUUUUCC
Aspergillus caelatus is the source of this 1558-nucleotide messenger RNA. Its product is annotated as Zn(II)2Cys6 transcription factor domain-containing protein. Gene Ontology annotation, molecular function: zinc ion binding; DNA-binding transcription factor activity, RNA polymerase II-specific. The coding region runs from base 228 to 1373 and encodes 381 amino acids. NCBI's taxonomy places the organism in Eukaryota, Fungi, Ascomycota, Eurotiomycetes, Eurotiales, Aspergillaceae. The transcript is spliced from 2 exons. Gene Ontology annotation, biological process: regulation of DNA-templated transcription. The record is from RefSeq and is a predicted model, not a curated record.